GUCAGUCUGUCAGAGACCGUCUGAGCGCGCACACAUACACAGAGCCCUUCAUACAGUCUCUGGGGCACACGCGCGCACUGACGCGCACAGACACGCUGGCUCGCUCUGUCGGAACAUAGAAGAUAGGAGAGGAAAGGGAAGCGGAGAGCUCCCAUUUAUUUGCCCCCAACUUCCCUCUUUGCGUCUACUUGUGUCUUUCUGAUUCUUCUUAUCCACCAAUGCAAGGAUUUUAUUACUCUUAUUACUGCCACUGCUGUCCCGAACUAAGGGAAACAACUUUAAGGACCAGACGGGAGUAUGUAAAAUAAUUCUUACUGCUGAACAAAACAAGAAGAAAAAGAAGGAAGAGAUGGAUAAACGGAGUAAUUCUGGCGUUUGGCUGGCAGCUUUCUUCUACUUUGUACUUUGGGGACACACUGAUGGACAAUUCUUUCCAGGUGGCUGUACAUUUGAGGAGUCAUAUAGCAGCUGUGGAUACAGUGUUUCUCUGGGAACCAAUGGUUUUACCUGGGAACAAGUCAACUCCUGGGAAAAGCCCACCAUGGAUCCUGCACUACCUACUGCUCUACAUAUUCAGCUGUCUCCAUACUAUGACGUCUAUAACUUCUAUAGUUCUAUGACUGCAGACGUGAAUGGAGGUGCUCAGGGUAACCCAGUGUGGAAUGCCUCUGAUACUGUCACUGAAGGUUGGGUGAAAGCUGAAUUGGCUAUUUCUACAUUCUGGCCCAACUCCUAUCAGGUAAUAUUUGAAGCCGUUUCAGUCCAAGGCCACCCAGGCUUCAUCGCCAUUGAUGACAUACGAGUUCUGGCUCACCCAUGCCGUAAAGCCCCACACUUUCUACGCCUGCAGAAUGUGGAGGUAAAUGUGGGUCAGAAUGCUACUUUUCAGUGUACUGCUGGAGGGAAGUGGUCUCAGCAUGAUAAACUCUGGCUGCAGCAAUGGAAUGGUAAAGACACAGCCCUGAUGGUGACCAGGGUGGUGAACCACAGACGUUUUUCUGCGACCGUUAGCGUUGGCGACACAUCUCAGCGCAGCACAAGCCGCUACCGGUGUGUCAUCCGAUCAGACGGUGGAUCUGGGGUGUCCAACUACGCUGACCUCAUUGUUAAAGCUCCACCCACUCCCAUUGCACCUCCUGAGCUUCUUUCUGUUGGUGCUACUUACCUUUGGAUCAAACCCAAUGCCAACAGCAUCAUUGGUGAUGGGCCAAUAAUCCUGAAGGAAGUGGAGUACCGGACCACUUCAGGGAACUGGGUAGAGACCCAUGUGGUUGACUCCCCUACAUAUAAACUGUGGCAUCUGGACCCAGAUGUAGAAUAUGAGAUCAAGGUCCUGCUUUCCAGACCUGGAGAGGGAGGAACAGGACCCCCAGGUCCACCACUGGUAACCAGGACCAAAUGUGCGGAUCCAGUUCACGGUCCUCAAAAUGUCAAUGUGGUGGAUGUCAGAGCCCGCCAGCUGACAGUACAAUGGGAGACUUUUGGGUAUGCUGUGACACGCUGCCACAGCUACAAUCUGACGGUGCAGUACCAGUACGUGUUCAACCAGCAGGAGUUUGUAGCUGAAGAAUUAAUCCAAACAUCAUCACAUUACACUUUGAGGGGACUGAGGCCAUUUGUGACCGUUAGGCUGCGGCUUGUCCUGGCCAACCCUGAGGGCAGCAAGGAGAGUGAAGAGAUAGUCAAACAGACGGAGGAGGAUGUUCCUGGAUCAGUGCCUAUGGAAUCUCUGCAGAAUACGCCAUAUGAAGAAAAGAUCUUCAUGCAGUGGAAAGCUCCCAACGAGACCAAUGGAAUCAUCAAAUUGUAUGAGAUUACCUAUAAGGCACUGAGCUCCUUGGACCCCAGUGCUGAUCUGACAACCCAGCGGGGACAAGUUUUCAAGCAGAGGAAUGAGACCCACCAUCUGUUUGUUGGGCUGUACCCGGGAACCACCUACUUCUUCACCCUUAAAGCAUCUACAAACAAGGGCUUUGGUCCGCCUGUCACUACCCGCAUAACCACCAAGAUUGCAGCCCCCAUGAUGCCAGAGUAUGAGUCAGAGUCUCCACUUAAUGAGACCGAGACAACCAUCACUAUCCUGCUGAAACCUGCCCAGUCCCGCGGAGCACCUAUCAGCUCCUACCAGCUUGUUGUGAAGGAGGUGCGCAAGUCCAAGACCCGCCGUGCCGCUUCUGAAGCCCCCGAGUGUUUUUCUGUCCCAGUGAGCUUCCGCAAUGCCUCCAUCUUGGACUCACCCUAUUACAUUGCUGCUGAAUUACCACCGUCCAGCCUCACGGUGGUACAGCCCUUCACUGUGGGGGACAACAAGAGCUAUGGUGGUUUCUGGAACCCUCCGCUGUCACCUGCCAAGAGCUACAGCAUCUACUAUCAGGCAAUGAGCAGAGCCAAUGGGGAAACCAAAAUCAACUGUGUCCGCUUGGCUAACAAAGGUGCAUCAACGCAGGACUCUGAUGCUAUGGAGCCAGAGAAACAGGUGGACAGCACAGUUAAAAUGGCUGGCGUGAUUGCUGGGAUUCUUAUGUUCAUCAUCAUCCUUCUUGGAGUUGUUCUCACCUUCAAACGCAGAAGACAUGCUUAUUCCUACUCUUAUUACCUAAAGUUGGCAAAAAAGCAGAAGGAAACUGCUAGCAGCUCCACUCAGCAGAGGGAGAUGGGUCCAGUCACCACAGCUGAUAAGAGCACCACUAAAGUCAGCACCUUACACAAAGAUGACCCCUUUUCCACCUCCAACCAGGACCUCAAUGGGUUCAAUAGUAGCCAGCCUUCCCUUUCCCAGCCCUCUUUGACCCUGCAGAGUUUUCCCUAUGGAGGAUGCGAGUCGGUGGAGAUCUCCUACCAGAGUGGUCAGUUCCAAGCAGGCCAGUUUCAACCAGCUAUUCGAGUAGCAGACCUCCUCCAACACAUCACCCAGAUGAAAUGUGGCCAAGGCUAUGGUUUUAAGGAGGAAUAUGAGGCCCUGGCAGAGGGACAGACAGCACCCUGGGAAACAGCCAAGAAGGAUGAGAACCGCAACAAGAAUCGCUAUGGCAACAUCAUCGCUUACGAUCACACCAGAGUCCGACUGCAGUUGCUGGAUGGAGACCCCCACUCUGACUACAUCAAUGCCAAUUAUAUUGACGGGUACCAUAGACCCAGACAUUACAUCGCCACACAAGGGCCCAUGCAAGAGACGGUGAGGGAUUUCUGGAGAAUGGUGUGGCAGGAGAAUUCGGCCUCUAUCGUCAUGGUUACAAACCUUGUGGAAGUGGGAAGGGUGAAGUGUGUUCGUUACUGGCCUGAUGAGACAGAGGUGUACGGAGACAUCAAGGUGACCCUCAUAGAGACUGAACCACUGGCGGAAUAUGUCAUACGGACGUUCACUGUUCAAAAGAAGGGCCAUCAUGAGAUCCGUGAACUCCGUCAGUUUCAUUUCACCAGCUGGCCCGACCACGGCGUUCCGUGUUAUGCCACAGGACUGCUUGGCUUCAUACGACAGGUCAAGUUCCUCAACCCUCCAGAUGCCGGACCCAUAGUGGUACACUGCAGUGCCGGUGCAGGGAGAACAGGCUGUUUCAUUGCAGUGGACAUCAUGUUAGACAUGGCGGAGAAUGAAGGUGUGGUGGACAUUUUCAACUGCAUCCGAGAACUAAGGUCACAACGAGUCAACAUGGUUCAGACAGAGGAGCAGUAUGUGUUUGUUCACGAUGCCAUCUUGGAAGCAUGUCUGUGUGGAAACACAGCCAUACCAGUGUGUGAGUUCAGAGCCAUUUACUACAACAUCAGCAGGUUGGACCCACAGACCAACUCCAGCCAGAUCAAAGAUGAGUUCCAGACUCUAAACAUAGUGACCCCUAGAGUUCGUCCAGAGGACUGCAGUGUGGGUUUGCUACCCAGAAACCACGACAAGAACCGCAGUAUGGAUGUUCUACCAGCAGACCGAUGCCUUCCUUUUCUGAUUUCUGUGGAUGGAGAGAGCUCCAAUUACAUUAAUGCUGCAUUAAUGGAUAGCCACAAACAGCCAGCGGCCUUCAUAGUUACUCAGCAUCCUUUGCCCAACACCAUGGGUGACUUCUGGAGGUUGGUGUUUGACUACAACUGCUCCUCCAUUGUAAUGCUCAAUGAAAUGGAUGCAGCACAGUUAUGUAUGCAGUACUGGCCAGAAAAAAAUUCAUGUUGCUACGGCCCUAUUCAAGUGGAGUUCAUAUCUGCAGACAUCGACGAGGAUAUCAUCAACCGAAUCUUCAGGAUCUGCAACAUGGCUAGGCCACAAGAUGGUUACCGCCUGGUGCAGCACUUCCAGUUUAUUGGCUGGCCAGCCUACAGGGACACACCUCUCUCCAAGCGCUCCAUCCUGCAGUUGGUCAGGAGAUUGGCUAAGUGGCAGGAACAAUAUGACGGAGGAGACGGGAGGACUGUGGUACACUGCCUAACUGGUGGUGGACGUUCUGGAACUUUCUGUGCCAUCUGCAGCAUCAAUGAGAUGAUCCAGCAGCAGAAUAUUGUAGAUGUUUUCCACACUGUUAAAACCCUGAGGAACAACAAGACUAACAUGGUGGAGACUAUGGAACAGUAUAAAUUCUGCUAUGAAGUGGCUCUGGAAGCGCUCAACUCCUUCUGAUUGGGUGUGGGCUAAACAUCUCUAUUCCCAAUCGGCCAUUUGUCGAUGCCUGCCAUUCUCAACGCAACACUGGGAAACACGGAGGGCAAUACUGCUUUGUGUUGACCUGAAUCCGACUGACUGAGCGUGCCUGUGUGUGUGGGUGUGUGCGCGCACGUGUGUGUGCUUGUAUUUGAGUGCAUAUGCACGUGGCUGUGUGUGAGGGCAUGCUUGCAUAUUUGAGGAAGUCUUUAUCUAUAUGCGUGCCUGCAACAACACACACAACAAACCUGUACAGAAGAGGGAAAAGGCAACAAACAUGCACACUGGUGAUUUUAAUGUCUGUUUGCUUCAGCAAGACUGGGGACUUUAUAUGCUUGUACAAAGAAAAAAAAAUAUGGUAAACAAAAAACAAAUGUUUAAAAGACGCACCACUUUUACUCCUCUAUUUCUCUGUCCUCUCUGCUGGGCUGUGAUGUGACUAUUGUACAGUAUUUCCUUUUUAGAUAUAUUCUACGCCUUGAAUGUUGUCUCCCUCUGAAGGCUGGAUGCCCACUGGAAGAUUUUUUUUGGUAACUCUCAAAGGGAACGGAAAUGUACGUUUCUUUUGACCAUGACUCACUCAGCUUAGUUAACGCUUUUUUUUUUCCUUCAAAUUACAUGCUGAUUCCCUUUUGCCAAGUUAAAAGUUCGUUUGAAUUAUACUCGUAAUUCUGUAAUUGGCCUGAAAAGAAAAUAUGUUAGCAUGGUUGUAUCUUUUUUAUAGUUUUAUUUUC
Messenger RNA from Pundamilia nyererei, 5355 nucleotides. RefSeq names its product protein tyrosine phosphatase receptor type T (gene ptprt). The transcript has 34 exons. Gene Ontology annotation, cellular component: membrane. Gene Ontology annotation, molecular function: protein binding; protein tyrosine phosphatase activity. Gene Ontology annotation, biological process: protein dephosphorylation. The record is from RefSeq and is a predicted model, not a curated record. Bases 350 to 4600 code for a protein of 1416 amino acids. Lineage: Eukaryota; Metazoa; Chordata; Actinopteri; Cichliformes; Cichlidae.